Molecule: messenger RNA, 7866 nt
Organism: Conger conger (European conger)
Lineage: Eukaryota; Metazoa; Chordata; Actinopteri; Anguilliformes; Congridae
Product: zinc finger protein 236-like
Exons: 33
Coding region: 62-5668 (1868 amino acids)
Biological process (GO): regulation of transcription by RNA polymerase II
Cellular component (GO): nucleus
Molecular function (GO): DNA-binding transcription factor activity, RNA polymerase II-specific; RNA polymerase II cis-regulatory region sequence-specific DNA binding
Source: RefSeq, a predicted model, not a curated record
GUUUGGCCGCCAUUUUGAAAUCCAAAUCGUUCACAGUACACCCGCCUUGAAACCUGGAACUAUGCCGCGGGGCCGGCCUCGCAAACUAAGGGACAAAACCAACGAUGAAUCAGAAGGUGUGCAGGAGUCCAACCCAGAUACUUCUGGUUACGGCCAUGCAGACACCAGAGAGAAGAAGUGUACUGUGUGCUCACUGUCUUUCACCAAAGAGAGCCAGCUACAGCGUCAUAUCCGUGAUCAUGAAAUCAACGACAAGCCUCACCGAUGUGAUGAGUGCCCCUUGUCCUUCAACGUGGAGUUCAACCUCAAGCUACACAAGUCAACCCAUGCUGUCGUGGACCCCAAAUGUCCAAAGUGUCACAAGAAGUUUUCCCGAGUGGCCAGCCUCAAGUCCCACAUCAUGCUUCAUGAAAAGGAGGAGAACCUGAUCUGCAGCGAGUGUGGGGAUGAGUUUGUCCUGCACAGCCAACUGUCUCUGCACCUGGAGGGGCACCGCCAGGAGCUGUCAGGAACCAAGGUCUACGCUUGCAAGGCCUGCGGCAAGGAGUUUAAGAUGUCCUCCCAACUCAAGGAGCACAUGAAGACCCAUUUGCGGAUGAGGCCGAUUAUCGGAAAUUCUAGAAAUUACAAGAGGAACAUUGACCGGAGUGGGUUCACAAACAGUUGCCAACACUGUGGAAAAGCGUUUAAGAAACCCAGCCAGCUGGUUCGACACAUCCGGAUACACACAGGUGAAAGGCCGUACAAGUGCACUCACUGUGGGAAGGCCUUCAACCAGAAGGUGGUGCUGCAGACCCACAUGGUGCGUCACACGGGCGAGAAGCCUCACCUCUGCUUGCUCUGCCCCGCCUCCUUCUCCCAGAAGGGCAACCUGCACUCCCACGUCCAGAGAGUGCACUCCGAGGGAUGGGCAUCUGAGCAGUCAAAGGGAGUUCCCUUGUUCCACUGCUCGGACUGUAGCUGUGUGUUUAAAAAGCUCGGCAGCCUCAACGCCCACAUCAGUAAGAUGCACAUCUCCAUGAUCGAGGACCCUCCCCACGCACAGGAGGUGGAGGAGGCAGGGCAGACGGAGACGGGGGCGGAGGGUGCGGCAGGAAUGACAGACGUCAUCCAGCUGCUCCAGCUGUCUGAGCAGGUGACCGGGGAGGGCGCCCAGGCUCCGCCCCCAGUGCCGGCUAUUUCCAUGGACACGGGAAUCAACCAGGACAUCUUACAGCAAGCCCUGGAGAACAGCGGACUCAGCACCAUCCCGGUGCAGUCACACACCCAAAACAGCAGUGCCCUGAGACCGGGAAUGGCCACUCAGAACCAGGCCGCAGAGGGGGCUCUCCCUGCCCCCAGUAAGAGCCACGGCUCCGACAAAAUCCACAGGAAGGAGAAGAGGAGCAUCUACAAGAAACCUAUGCAGAUGCCAGGCUCUAUCAGAGAGGAGAACGGGGUCCGGUGGCACGUGUGCCCCUACUGCGCCAAGGAGUUCAAGAAGCCCAGCGACCUGGUGCGGCACAUCCGGAUCCACACGCACGAGAAGCCCUUCAAGUGCAAGCAGUGCUUCCGCGCCUUCGCCGUCAAGAGCACGCUGACGGCCCACAUGAAGACCCACACCGGCAUCAAGGCCUUCGAGUGCCACUACUGCAGGAAGUGCUUCUCCACGUCGGGCAGCAUGAAGGUGCACAUGCGCCUGCACACAGGUGUGCGGCCGUUUUCGUGCCCGCACUGCGACAAGAUCUUCCGUACCUCGGGCCACCGAAAGACCCACGUGGCCUCGCACUUCAAGAGCGCCCAGCAGAAGAAGCAGAAAGGCCCCCGGAAGCCCCACAAGACCCGCUCGGCCCGCGGCAACUUACCGCUGCCUGAAAUCCCCCUGCAGGAGCCCAUCCUCAUCACAGACCUAGGUCUCGUCCAGAAUCCCCGACUCUCCCUACAGCAGUACCUGGAUAUUGUGGAGAACGACCGGCCCUAUAAGUGCCCCUACUGCAGCAAGGCCUACAAGAAAUCCAGCCACUUGAAGCAGCACGUUAGGUCCCACACGGGAGAACGGCCCUACAAAUGCCUCCAGUGCAGCAAGGGCUUCGCCUCGUCAGGGGUGCUCAAGGCCCACAUCCGCACCCACUCCGGCCUCAAGGCCUUCAAGUGUGUGAUGUGCGACAGCACCUUCACCACCAGCGGCAGCCUGCGGCGUCACAUGACCACGCACAGCGACCUCCGACCCUACAUGUGCCCCUACUGCCAGAAGACCUUCAAGUCCUCGCCAAACUGCAGGAAACACAUGAAAACACACAGAUAUGAACUGGCCCAGCAGCUGCACCAGCAGCAGGGCCCCUCCGACACGCCCUCCCUGGAUGACCCCAUGGACGGGGCGGGCGUGGCAGCGAGCAUGCAGGUGGAGCUGGAGGGCGACGCCCUGCAGCCUGCGCCCACGGUGGGCCCCGAGCAGCAGGGCAUUCUGGGACUGGGCCAGGCGCAGGUAGUGGGCGCCCCCCAGCAGGUUGUCCUGGAGACGCAGCUCGGCGACCAGUCUCUCGUGCAGGAGGAUGACACUUUUGUGACGUCCCAGCAUGCACUGCCUCAGAACAUGGGCCAGUUUGAGACGCAGAGCCUCCCCCAGCAAGCCUAUGACCAGCAGACGCUGACGCAAGGGUUCUCCAUGGCUGAGAGCUUUCCCCAGCAAACCCAGUUCUCCACAGUGCAGCAGCUGCAGGAUUCCAGCACCCUGGAGUCUCAGGCCCUGACAUCCAGCUACCACUCCCAGAACCUGCUGCAUGUGUCCGGCACUGAGGUGACGAGCGGCCUGCUCCAGGAAUCGUCCCAGGGUGACCUCCAGCUUCCAGGCCAGAGGCAGGACUUCCAGGAGGACAGCGAGGACAACAGCAGGAGGACGUACAGGUGUUCCACCUGUAACAAAGGCUUCAAGAAGUCCAGCCACCUGAAGCAGCACGUGCGCUCACACACCGGGGAGAAGCCUUACAGAUGCAACAUGUGUGGGCGCAGUUUCGUGUCGGCCGGGGUGCUGAAAUCCCACCUGAACACACAUACCGGUGUGAAGGCCUUCAAGUGCAACGUAUGCGAUGCCUCCUUCACCACCAACGGCAGCCUGAACCGCCACAUGAUCAUCCACCAGAACAUGAAGCCCUUCAAGUGCCUGAUGUGCGAGGAGACCUUCAGAACCAACCUGCUGUGCAGGAAGCACGUGAAGAAGGACCACGUUGUGGGAUCCAGAGUUCUGGACGAGGAUGAGGCGGAGGAGGAUGAGGGUUCAGACCGGCUGGCGGCGAAACGCAAUCGCACUGGGAUCAUCACCUUCACAGAGGAGCAGACAGCCGAGCUGGCCAAACGGGAGCCUCACGACGGCGCCUCCGUGUCGGAAAAGGUCCUGGCCCAGUCGGCCGCCGAGCGUGACCGCAUCAGCGAGAUAAAGGACAAGGCCGUGGAGCUGCAGACCGAACCAAAGUUCGCCAACCGCUGCAACUUCUGCCCCAAGAGCUUCAAGAAGCCCAGCGACCUGGUCAGACACAUCCGGAUCCACACAGGAGAGAAGCCCUACAAGUGUGACGAUUGUGGAAAGAGCUUCACGGUCAAAUCCACUCUGGACUGCCAUGUGAAGACACACACAGGCCAGAAGCUGUUCAACUGUCACAUGUGCAACACAGCCUUCUCUACCAAGGGAAGCCUGAAAGUGCACAUGCGUCUACACACGGGCUCCAAGCCCUUCAAGUGCCCCUUCUGUGACCUCCGCUUCCGCACCUCCGGCCACAGGAAGACCCACAUCCAGUGCCACUAUAAGCCCACCUCCGAGAGCAAGAAGGCCAAGAGGGCGGCCGACAGACACCAGCACGCCCAACCCCAGGCCCAGCCCCCACCCUCGGACACCCUGCCCCCCGUCAGCCUUCUCCAGGCAGGCCCAAACGACCCAGGCGUCUACAUCUCCAGCAACCCUGUGCUCACUGGCCAGUUCGACCAGAACCUCCUGCAGCAGGGCCUCGUGGGUCAGGCAAUUUUGCCCGCCUCAGUUUCCGCUGCGGGCGACCUGACAGUUUCUCUCCCGGAAGGCCUCGCCACCUUAGAGGGCAUUCAGCUACAGCUCACCUCCACCAACUUGGUGUGCCCCAAUGUGCAAAUAUCUGGCAUCGACACCACAAAUAUCAACAAUAUCACUCUGCAGAUCGACCCCACGAUCCUGCAGCAGACUCUUCAGCAGGGCAGCCUGCUCUCCCAUCAGCUGGCGGCUGACGGCAGCCUCACCCAGCACGCCACUGCCCACCUCAUGGCCGGCGAUUCGACCAUGCCCGCCAACGUGGUGAUCCACCCGCUGAGCAGCCUCUCCCUGCAGCCCUCCCUGACCUCGGCCGGCGUGGGCAUCACCGGCCUGGCGGAGAGGGACAGCAGCGGGUCUCAGGACCUGUCGCAUGUAAUGACGUCCUCGGGGCUGGUGGCGACAGGCGGGAACGGGCAGGAGAUCACGCUGACCAUCAACAACUCCAGCCUCAGCCAGGCCCUGGCCCAGGCGCAGGCGUCCACGGCUGCAGGCUCCGCCCCCUCAGUCAGCAACCCGCAGGAGAUCACGCUCACCAUAUCGGGUCAAGACCUCAUUCCACAGCACAGCACCUCCAGUGGUGCAGAUAUGGGUGCUAUGGGGCUGGCCACUUCCAUGAACACACAGGCAGGGGGCGCCACCCUCACCAUCGCCAAUGACCAGCUCCUACCUCAGAGCCCAACCAGCACUGGAAUGACAGUGAGCAGCCUGCCCCCCGCCACCUCCCUCUCUCAGGCGACGGUGUCGUCUCAGAGUCUGGUGAUGUCAUCGACGGGCAUGGCGAGUGACGGCAGCGUGACGCUCACCCUGGCGGACACUCAGGGCAUGCUGACCAGCGGCCUGGACGCGGUCACUCUCAACAUCGCCUCCCAGAGCCAGCAGUUUCCCGCCAUUCUGAGUGAAGCCGGUAUCCACGGGCAACCAGCCAACACCUCCCAGCAGGUCAUACUGGUCAGCCACCCCACCCACGGCACCGUGGGUCCACCUGACGAUGGUUUCAGGAUCCCGGAGGUGAACAGGCCGCUGGUGAAGGAGACGGCAGUGGACACGCAGCAGGGUCUGAACCAGUGCUUCUACUGCAACCAGGUCUUCCUGACCCCCGUCAUGCUGAGGAGACACUGCAGGCAGCUGCACGGGAAGGAGCGCUGCCACGUCUGCAGGGUCUGCAACAAGGCCUUCAAGAGAGCCACACACCUCAAGGAACAUGAACAUGUCCAUCAGCAGGGGCCCUCGCUGAGCUCACAGAGACCCCGCACCUUCAAGUGCUCUUCCUGUGAAAAGGCCUUCGCCAAGCCCAGCCAGCUGGAGAGGCACAACAGGACCCACACAGGGGAGCGACCCUUCAAGUGCCAGCAGUGUGACAAGGCCUUCAACCAGAAGAGCGCCCUCCAGGUGCACAGGGUGAAGCACACCGGAGAGAAGCCUUACAAGUGCGAGGUGUGCGGCAUCAGCUUCACCCAAAAGAGCAACAUGAAGCUGCAUGUGAAGCGGUCGCACAGCUACGGGAGCAACCAGGAGGUGUCCAUGGAGCAGGGAACGGAGGGAGAGGAGGAGGCUGGGCAGGAUUUGGACCUAGAGGAGGUGGUCCAGGAGUCUUCUGGAGACUGGCAGUGCCCCAUUUCUACCGUUUUCCGGUAGCUUCUGCCUCGCAAGGAACUCUUCAUUUUCUUUUCUACCAUUUUCCGGUAGCCUCUGCCUCACAAUGAACUCUUUCUUUUUUUGUUUCAUUUUUUAUUAAUCUUUUUAAACUUGACGCUUGAAGUGUUUACGUCAUGAUGGUGUCACACCGAAACACUGGAGAACUUUAUAAUAUAUUUAGCCAGACAGCUGGUUACAGCCCCCUAAUAAGUGUCUUCAACAUGAAAAUGUCAAGUAGACCCAGGUUCCCCAGAUAGAACACAGACAAUUACACACGUAUGGCCCAGUGGCACCAUAACCGAAAUGAGAACUAUGAUGAGCUUCAGAUAAGAUGCAGAAACUCCCAACAUCUGCCUCCCAAACACACAGGAGGGAAAUUCACACAGAAUUAUCAAAGGUAUAAUCCAAAUAUUCUGAACAUAGAACUAAAAAAAAAAAAAAAACGCAUUGCAUUCUGACAUUGAACGGGCUUGACUAAGCAUGAAAAAGUGCUUUUCAGAUGAAACUUUUUUUAAAGUUAGUGGCCUUCCAAUGCUGGUUGGGUAUUUUGGGUUUCGUUGUUUGGUUUUUGGGGCAGCUCUUGUAAGCUAUAUUCUGGAGUGAAUACUAACAGAGCACCAGCAUUUUAAUGGUAGAUGCAGAUUCUCUGGGUUCCUCGGUUUACUGACAAUGUUCUUCUGAUCCUCAAUAUAGUGGCUUUCUCAGGAGAAGUCUGUUUGUCUGUCUGUAUCUGUCUCUUUCUGUCUGUCUGUCUGUCUGCACAUACAUCCACCUGGGUGCAUAUAAGGGUGUGCUCGCACAAAUGUACUUGUGCAUGUUUUUGCUUGUGUAUGCAUGUGUGUGUAUAUGUGUUUGUAUUAGCAUGCAUUUGCGUUUUUGAGAAUUCCUUGAAUAUCACGGCAGAUCAAACCGUGGCCAAAUGAACUGAAGGUUCUGUGGAACUGUGAGCCAAAUGCAGGCCUUGAAAUUCUAGGACAAACUUUUACUAAAACAUCCACUGCAUUCCCACAGUGGUGAAUUAACAUUGCACUCAUAUAUAUUCUUAGAUAAUAUUUGUGAUAAACUAUUUGGUGAUUAAUAUAGCAGUCACAGAACGAUCGCAGAUAAAAUGUGUACACAGUAACACAUCUAGUGGUAUUUGUUUGAGUAAACUAUAAAGUGCUGGGCUAAAUAAUUCUGGUAGUAUAUAAUUUAAUUUAGUAUAUCGUUUAAAAAUGGCACAUGCUUGCAUACAUUUCUCUGCCCACUCCUUCAUGGAGCAUAUUCUAUUUGACUCAAAGGCCAUUACACUCAUACAGAUGAAAAAACAUUAUUCCUCAAAAGGUCUUUAAAAAUGUUGCUCAAACUCUUUUUUUAUUGUACCAGAGAUCAAAUCUGACAGCUGCACAAUAAACAGGUUUGUUGGGGGCAGUUGGAAGCUAGUGCAUCAGUGUGUCACCAUCUGUGGACGGAAGUCCUUUGAACGUUGACGGUUUCCAGUUUUGACUGAUUUGCAUGAAACAGCAAGUGAUAGAAAGUUAUCCAUGACACGCAGGAAUGCCAUUCUACGUUAUCUACUUUUCAGUUUUAAUCCUUAGGGUGGUUCAGCUUUUCAUAAAAGGGCAUAACCUCAGAUGUGAGUAUUUGUUUUCGACCAUGUAUGUUGGCAUUAUUUAAUACAAUUUCCAGAAGGCAAGCUUUUGGAACAUGUAUUAUUUUUAUUACCGUUACUGUUCAGAGAUGAUGUUGCUGUAAAAUGGAAAAAGGAUGCCUUGAUUUUUGUUGUUCAUUUCAGUGUUUCAUUUGUCAGUGUGAUGGCAUAAUCGUGGAACACGUUUGCAGUCGCAGCGCUGCAGUAAUUGUUUGAAGAACUCACAGCUCUUGGUUUACAUAAAGCAUGUUGAGAGGACAUGGUGAAGAUAGCCUUGUCAUGCAGUAUUUCCUUUUAAGUCAACUUCAACCUCAUAUAAUUUUGGGUUUGUACUUUUUGUUUUUGCAAUGUAAAUAUUGUAUAGAUUGGACAUUUGGGGAAUUAUUUCACAUAAUUAGAGAUGAAUACUGAAUGGAAGAGAGCUAACUUGUUUCGUUUUUUUCCUUUUCGUUCAGUUUUAUCCAUCAUUAGGUUAAUGUACAGAUAGUAUAAGUUGUAUAGUUCAAGACAGGAAUGUAUUUUGUAAUUUUAAAAGUAUUUAAGUGAAAAUAAAUUCUUUUUUAAGUAA